AUGGACAGCAACGAGAGCGUGUACGAAGCGGAGCGGGUCGAGGGAGCGAUUCAGAUUGCGCACAACCCGAUCACGAACUCAAACUCGAAGCACAUCGAUGUACGGCAUCACUUUAUCAGGGAACUGGUAGAGAGGAAGGAGAUUUCGAUUACGCAUGUGACGUCGGAGUUUCAGCAUGCAGAUUUCUUGACGAAGGCUAUCAGCAAGGAAUCUUUUGCGUUGCACAGAGACUUUGUGAUGAAUUUGCAGUGAAAGAAGUGUUUUCGGAUCAAAUCGUGUUUUUCCGCGGAGUGGAAGAGAGAGGAUAUGUACGGGCUUGAACAAGAGAUGGAGAGAGGCAAGUGGAGAUGGUAGUGCUUUGGAGAGUUAGUGUUAGGGAUUUUUCUUGUUGAUUUGGGAGAGUUGGUAUGCGAUUGAUUAUUUUCGGACGUAUUGUAUUGGUGUUGGGAUUUUGUAUUUUCGUUUUAUUGGUUUUGAUUGUGUUUUGGGAUGAACUGGUAUGAGAAGGAUGACUAUGAUAUUUUCCCGGAGCAUGACGAUGCAUACGAGCAGGGGGGCUAUUCGAUAUACUCGUAGCAUAGUAUGAUGGUUGAGAUGUUAUGUACGUACGUACGAAUAUUGCAGUGAUGAGAUGCGGAUGAACAGGAACUUUCUACAUAUUUUCCUUGGUUGUGAGAGGCUUUUGGUGAGGAUUCAGAGAGCUUCGUUGUGUGAGAAAGCAUGAAGGCGUGACUCGAUACCGUGAUGGUUUGACGAGCACGAGCACGCCCCCGAUUAAUACAACACGACAACACGGAUACAACACGUCUGUACGACUUUACCUACCCCUACGGCCCGUUAUGGCCGAGCUGCUCUACACUCCCAUCGCACACAACUGAGCCACCCGAAUUAUCGAUCACGCCCCCACCGAUGCCGAAAUCGAGUCGCAACACUCAACCUGCUGGGACCGCCCCAACCGAUGCGGUGCAGGAAUCGAGUUGCUACACUCUAGACUACAGUAGUACCUCUUGUGACGGAUGCAAGCUAGCAGAUGCAAGACUCCGUUUGCUGUCUUACUAUCCACACCGUUUACAAUCCCCAUCAGUGAAUAAAUCGAGUUGCUAUUCUCUGCCUCCGGUGAGGGGGGCAAGCUAGUCACAGAAUGUGGUGUCCUGCAGCAGCGGAGGUGGCGGUGCUGCUGUAGCUCGUAGACUUUGUAGUCUACCACAGAGGUUACACUGCUGUCACCGCUCUAUCACAGAGGUUGGUCUACACUGCUGUGAGAUCGGUAGGCCCGAGCGAGCCCUGGAAAGAGCAAUGUAGUAGAUAGAUUUUCUUAUCAACUGACUCCCUGGUCAGGCUUUGAUGGGUGCUAGAUGAGAGUGAGCACAAGGGGCGAAGGCGCGCUUGUGUCUCAUCUCAACAACAAAUC
Ectocarpus sp. CCAP 1310/34 is the source of this 1411-nucleotide messenger RNA. The record is from the annotation of a GenBank genome assembly. Lineage: Eukaryota; Phaeophyceae; Ectocarpales; Ectocarpaceae.